Messenger RNA from Porites evermanni, 4282 nucleotides. The record is from the annotation of a GenBank genome assembly. Lineage: Eukaryota; Metazoa; Cnidaria; Anthozoa; Scleractinia; Poritidae.
ACCCCUCCGAGAUAUUGAAUCAUUUUAUGCUGCACUGACGCCACAAUGAGUGCUCAGCCGUAUUGGCCAACUGAUAAUAGCAACUGAUUAAAUAUAAACUGUCGGUUACAGCUCGCUGAGCCUUUCCGUCCUUUUACUUCAAAGAGAAAUUUGUCAUUUGUUGUGUUUUAGAGCCAUGAGAAAUGUCGCAGUGGACAUUUCAAUUCUCUUUUGCAUGGCCCAUGUCUUGAUGGCAGAUCAGAGGGCACACCCGGGACGGGUACGGAGAGAACAAGCAUCGCGUAAGUUCUUUUUAUUAUAUUUUAUAUAGAACGCUUCUAGCUCAGUAUACUUUUCACGUAACACGAAAGAUGUCAAGGACCCCAUGAGAGCAGUUUGUAGUUCGCUUGAGGUUUAAAGAUGUUAAAAUAAAUUCUUUUCCUGCAAUUGAGCAAGAAAACCUCAAACAGCUUCAAUUUUUGUAUCAAGUCAUUUGGUACGAUUAACUCUAAUGAACAGAGAAGGUACUUCACAUAUAUUAUGCAAGAGGGAUAAAAAAUAUUAUGUUUCAGUGUAAGAUCAAAUCAAAUUGCAGAAACCAGGAGUCACGAUCUCAUUCUGGCUAGCUCGGUUUUCACUAUUCACUUUGUUUUCGUACAGAGAGAAGAUCUGUUGUUUCGGUUUGCACUAUUUUGUUUGCAGAUUAAUUUAUUCAUUCAAUUCACAUUUAUUUGUUUUCUUUUUCUAUUUCUUACUAAUUCAUUAUUUUUUACCGUUGGCAACCUCAUUUUACUAUAUCCCCGCUGAAAUAGCGGAGGAGAAAGUCACUAUCUUGAUAGUAGUGGAUUGCGGUGUUCAACGUUUCUUACUCAAAACUUCUUCAAGCUUCACGUUGAUUCUCCUUACUUAGGUAUAAAAAUGAGCUUGAUUCAACCUCUGCCUCCAGCUACGAAAACCUUAAAAUGAUCUUUAUGCGAACCUUUCGUGACUUUUUUGUUGGUCUCUGUACUGUGACAAUAACUAUAUGCUAUAACAAAAAGGUAAUGAACUUUUUACUUCAAAAGACUGGAGAGAAAACAGAACCUUUCCUCUUUCUCUUCAAACUAAGUAAGCCAGUUGCCCUUACUUUUGGUUUCUAUGUAAAUGUUACUGUAGUUGUUUUUCCUUUGAAUAAACGAUCUUUGUAAGAAAAAGGAAACCAGUACAUUUUUAAUACAUUGUUUAGCAUUUCAUCCAAGUGUUUGCUUAACAACAAUGCCAUAAAGCCUUUCCAGUCUUUUGAUUUGGAAGCUAUUUACCUUGCAGCGACAAAACAACCAAGGCGUAGCAGCAGUGUCUGACUGAUCAUGAAGGUCACCUAAACCACGGGGUGUGGUGGCUAUUCUUUAUAAGCCUAUACGGGGAGGCUCCGCAUGAGAGAGGUUCUUCAGGCAUCAGAUAUUUAAAGGCUUGGGAUUUGAAAGGGUAGAAAAUGUAAAUAAACUCGGUAAUACAGACUUUUAGAUUCGAGGUCGGGAACGACUACGAGUACCAGAUUUGAUUUAAAGGUUUUUCGUGUAUUGUCAAAAAAUAGACACCCCGGAAUUUUUCAUUGUACUUCUAACAUUUGAUAACUUAUUCGCGCCACUACGACACUCUCGCUACGUUUUCCCGCCAAAAUGACGCUGGUUCAAACGUGAGCACUACUUACCAUUUAGAAAAUCUCUUAUACUCGUAGUCGUUCUCGUCUAAGAAUCUAAAGGUCUCUAAUAACGGUUUGGAUCUUGGGGCGGAGCCUACAAACUUCUCCCUCUCUCUUCCAAUCCCAAGCCUACUGAAGUACUGUGUAGCCUUUCCCAGUUUACGUGAGCUUUUGUUUACAUGCAUGAGUACAACACUAAUUCUCCCAUUUCUUUUGCAAGUACCGCCCAAUGCAACAACUGUAAAUACCAAACACAACGACAUUGCUCACUUCACGUGCACAGCACUUGGACAGGAUACCGUCAGAUGGAAAAGAGAGGGAGAAGAUUUGAAAGAGGAGGAUCUUGGGGUCGCCAUCCUGUCCGCACUGAAAAAGCCAGGAUCUUGGGAAAGCCAUUUACUCAUUGCGGUGACGAGCGAAGAUUUGCGAGGAAAAUACGAAUGUUUUUCAAGCGCCGAUUCUAACGCAACCCAGGAAACCUUUUUUAUUGGAAGUAAGAAUUUAAACAAUUAAAACAAAAUAGGGCAAAACAAAUCACUCAUUCACAGUCGCUCUACACACUUCAGAAACAGAGAAAUAUUUUGAAUGAAUAAUAACUCAGAUUAAUCUCAAGUAACGUCAGAACGCUGCUUAAUGUCAUAUUUCGCUGCUUGGAAACUUUGGUGUAUUUUAUUUCUUUUGAUCCUGAAAACUAACCUGUUAUCUCAACACCCGUCUGAGUGCAACUUUUUUCUAAAUUUUAGCUUUAGCGCUUCUCUGUAUAUCUCUACGAGAACGGCUCGACAGAAUUCUUUUUAAAUCUCAUCACAUAAUCUUCACAGUACAUUCAAGACAAAACUAGCCUACGAACCGGGCAAAAAUCCGCGUUACAGGAUUCACUGUUUUGACGUUGUGCUUAUUUUUCCAAAUUAAGGCGGACCAUACAUACCUCCAUGACUAGUACAUUAUUUUAAGGUAUCAUAGCACAUUGUGUUUGAAGAGGUUUCUUUUACGCCGCGUAGACUUAUUUAGUUUUUUUCAAAAGCACAUUACAAUCAUCAUCAUCAUCAUCAUCAUCAUUAUCAUUUUAUUUAUUUAUUUAUUUAUUUUUAGUAUUAAUUUUUGCAGAAGACCCUGAUCUCGAGGGAAAGCUAACAAAGGAAGAAACCUGGGCGAUCAUCUUGGCCUCAUCUAUCACCAUGGUUCUCGUCAGUUCUAUCGCGUUUUUUCUGUGGCGUGGAAACCGAAGACUUAAGAAAGCGCGUGCGGCAGACCUGGCAGAGAGGUCAAGAACAAGGAAUAGUCACCAUGGUGCUCGGGUAUGUACCAACAGUUGUGAGAUGAGCACUUUUCUGAAGUUCAAACACCGCAGCGAUACAAUAAGCUAAACAAAUCGACAAGAAUGCUGUACUCUUAUCGACCAUAGCAACAACGUUAAAAAGUUCAAAAUUCAAGUUGAGUGCGAGCGGUUAGACUGCAAAGGUUUGAACAUUUUGACGUCAUUUUUAUGGUCGAUAAGAGUAUAGACCGUGAAAAAUUGUUGUUGAUUUGUUUGCUACAAUAAAAAAGACAGUUUCUGACGUUCAUUUCGGUUGAAGUUUCUUGGAAAAUCGCUAACCACAAGAUCGAGUUAAAUAAAUUGCGUUACCGCCAUCCCGUCAUUGCCAUGGUGUAUUUGACGGAUAUAUUUUUCAUGUUGCCGAGCGUCUCUUCACUACUAAUAGUGUUUUCACUCACGUGGCCUGCAUCUACGCAAAUUUAUUGAAACAAAAGAAAGCGUUUGCAUAAGAAAAGAGUUCAACCCCCAGAGGAUUGGUUUAGGACACCAACAUGGCCGCCGUUUCAUUGUUUUGGGACACCAAUAUGGCCGCCGAGACGUCAUGUGAAAACACUCUAUAGAUCACAGAUGACAUCAAAAUGGGGUAAGAGCAAAACAAAGUGGGACACGAGCCGCAGUUAUUUCAAAAAUGCACUUUUAAAGAGAAAGAUAUAGAAUACGCUUCAUACGUGUUGUCUCAUCAUCUCAUCAUCCCAAGGGGGCAAUUGUGGAAAAGUUCAAUCGUUUAAACUGCAGUCGGGUCACAGUUCCUCACGGACACAUCUCUUUACUGACAGUUUUCUUAGUCCCAAAGAAAGAGCGAUUUUCGUUCAGUUGACCUUAAUGAUCCCAUAACCUGGAUCUUUUAUAUUUCAGGUAAACCGCGCCGUGGAGGAAGAGAUCAUCGAAGAGAGACAACCUGGGACCGAGGUCAGGAUAGAACCGGAGAACAGAAACAACAACAGUCCCAAAGUAGUCGGAAACUAUCGUCCACAAUCGCAAACUGUCGGCGUACCCGAGGUUAUUGUUAGGCCCAAGCCAGAAGACGAGAGGAGCACACAAUUUUGAAUAAUAGUGUCUCGUUAGAUAAGGAAUCAUUUCGUACCUGAUCAGAGGAGGUUGGAGUUUUUGCCCUUUUUCUCCCGCUCAAACUCUAAAUUAUUCAAGUGCACAAGUCGGUCAACUAAACGCCUUUAUAACGAAAAUCGUCCCUCUCCAGUCCGAUCUUAUCGCUUUUUCUUCUUCGGGCCUGUUUUCAUGGAGAUGGGGAACCCCAGGUAGGUGAGGUAACCCGCUUCGGUGGGGUAACCUGCCUGUCCAUAUAC